UAAGGAUUAUUCAGACACAAGAAGGAGAUCUGAACUCACCAUGAAUCGGAUUGCUAUACUUGUGUUGGGCAUCGGCCUUGCGGCCUCUGCGCUCGAAAAGACCGCGUUCGUUCCCGGUACCGAGUACGUAUACGACUACCAAGGCCAGGCCGCCACAGGUCUACCAGAUUCAAGCAAGACUUUCUCAGGACUGAAAAUCCAGGCUAAACUCCGGAUCCAAGUAAAAAGUCCUGGCGAGUUUAUCCUGAAGGCCGACCAGGUUAAAGUGAUGUUCUUCAACGGAGAACUGCCAACUGCUGAACUGCCAGUUGCCCAGCUGCCAGAAGAACUCUUCACCCCCCUGACCGGCGAACCCCAACAAGUUAUGGAACAAUGGUUGAUGAAACCAGUGGUUUUCAGAUAUGAACAAGGCAUAAUCUCCGACCUCCGCGCCGCAUCAGCCAAUGAACCAUCCUGGUCCAAGAACAUCAAGCGGGGUAUCCUCAGCGUCCUGCAGAUCAACGUCAAUGGCGUCCAGAGGAUAACAGCCGAGGAUAACGAGGCGACCCAGAUCAGUAACCGCAUGGGCAGCCAGGCAGACAGCAAGGUUUACUUCAGGGCAAUGGAACAAUCCGUUUAUGGAGAGUGCGAGGCUGCCUACCACGUCCGCCAACUUCCCUCCAUCUUCACGCCACAUGGCCGGAAGGUCAUGAACAUCUCGAAGGUCUACAACCACAAGAACUGUCAGAAUGCUCCCGUUUACUUCAACUCUCUCUUCAAGGGACUCAAGCUCUCUGAGAAUAUCACACAAGCUGAACUUCUGAGCAUGGGAACAGUGGUGAACUACAACAUCUCUGGUGACCGAGCGAACUUCUUGCUAGAAUCUGCUGAGGUCCUUGGCCAGCAAGUGUUCACCCCAUUGAACAAGGAGAAGGGAAGUGCUAUUACAUUCACCAACCAAGCCUUGAAACUUGUGCACCUGAUGCAGAUCCAGAGCCCAAUUGUCGUCCCCGCCUCAAUGACCCGAUGGAGGAGAGGUCUCAUCAUGAACAUCCCUGAGGCUGCAUCCCAGUUCAGCAGCGGCUCCUCCAUCAACUCAGGAACACCCCAAGGAAUCAAUAGACCUGAGGCGAUUGCUUUGAUCAACAUGAUCGUGGAUGCCACCGGUGAUCGUGAAGCCAAGAUCCCCAUGGUCAUCAUGAAACUGAUGAAGGUACUCCGUGGAGCCACCCUCCAGGACCUCCAGGCCAUCUGUGCACAGUACAUAACCGUCCCAGAGACUCAACUCAACGACAAGCAACGCACCAUCAGAACUAUCCUCCUCGACGUGUUGCCCACCAUCGGCAGCAGGGCUUCCAUCGACUACAUCAAGUCUCUCCUGACUGGCGGCAAGCUCCCAAUAAGUGACCGAGUCGCACAACUCUUCAGCACGGUCGCCCUCAUUACCAAACCUGACAUGACACUCGUCAACACCGUCAAGAGCAUCUGUGAGCUACCAGUUGUGGGCGGCGACGUUCAGAUGAAGAGAACCUGCUGGUUGUCAUGGAGUGCCUUGGCUCGUCAGCUGGUCGUCCUCAAGGAGCAACAACCAUCUGCCAAGGUCGACUUGAGGUCAUUGUGGCAGGAUAUCAAGGGUAUCUGGAAAGUCCAGAAAAGCGAGGAAGAUCAACUGCUUGCCCUGAAAGUCAUCGGAAACAUCGGCUUGGUGGACUCUAUUGAUCUGAUAGAUACUGUCAUCCAUGAGCCAGCCAUGACCAGAAUGAUCCGUGUCCAGGCCGUCUACGCCCUCCGUCAUCUUGCCCAAGUUAUUCCAACAAGGGUGCGCACCAUUUUGCUGCCGAUGUACACCAACCCGGAGGAGAGGACCGAACUGCGUGUUGCCUGCUGCAAGAUCAUCAUCGACACCAAGCCGUCUCCAGCAAUCCUCGAGAUGAUUGCCCAGUUACUCUUGAGAGAGACCAACCUCCAUGUUGCCUCCUUCGCUUACUCUCACCUCAAGGCUAUCUCUGAGUCAACUCUACCAAGUCUCAGGAAACUGGCUGCCGACAUCAAGAUGGCCCUUCGCAUCGCCAAGCCGAUCACACCCGGAGCCCACUACCCGAAGUACCUCCAUCUUCCAAUCUACAAUGACCGCCUUCGAUUCGGUGCUGCCUUGGACCUGUCCUACGUUCCAACUCAGAAGUCCAUCCUUCCCCAGUCUGGUGUUGUCAGACUAAACACACUCGUCUUGGGUUAUGACAUCAACGUCUUUGAAGCUGGCCUUUACACUGAGGGACUCCAGACCCUAGUUGAGAAGUUCCUCGGCCCACAUGGCUCUCUCCGUGCUUCAAAGUCAGCAUUCGAUGUCCUGAAGCCACGUGUCAAGCGCUCCGAUAAGGAAAGCAUCGACUCAAUCAAAACCAAACUAAACGUAAAGCCCCGUGAACCAGAAUCACCAAAGGGAUCCGUCUACAUCAAGCUGUUCGGCAGUGAACUUCGCUUCUUCACCCUUGGACGGGACUUCAUCACCGACAUCAUGAAGGCCGGUGUGGUGAGCAUCAAGGAUAUAGAAACGGAACUCCGCAAUGGUAAGGCUGUCAACAUCCAUAAGACCGUUAUCCUCGAGGAUGGUAUCCUGAAGGUCCCCACCAUGCUCGGUCUGCCUCUCACUCUCAACCUGACUGCUGCUGCUCAUGUACAUGUCAGGGGACAAGUCAAUGUCACCGUCACACCAAGCCUAUUCCAGGCCAAACGUCCAGGACAGACACCAACUGAGGCUAUCGCUGGUAUUAAUGUCACACCCAAGGUGAUUGUCAAUGUCAUUGCUACCAUGGGUAUCCACACUCCCUUCAUCCGCACUGGUGCCCUCUUAAAGGUUUUGCUGCACACCGCUGCCCCAGUGAGUGCCAAGUACGUCAUGGAUAUCACCAACUCGAAGUCUCAGAUCAUCGUUGACAAUUACCAACAGGAACAGAAGGUGGUCAGCAUCGUCAGUGAACCAGUGUGUGUCGUCAAGUACCUGCCCAACCUACAGACCCAGAGCAACUGGGUUAUCAAGGAACAGCCGAUCAAGAACGCCAUCCAGCCAACAAUUGAGGAUACUAUUGUAUUAGGCAAGGAUACACUUGGACAGGCUGAACUUCACGUGAAGUACAUGGUCCCCCGCAUGGCUGGGCCUAUUCGUUCUGGUGAUUCUAAUCUGCUGACCGUUACCGGCAAGAAGGCUGUGACCAUCACCGCUCGCCCACCAACAGAGAGAGCCAACCAAAUUAUUAUUGAAAUGUCAUACAAGAAUAACAGCAAGCCGGUUGCUGAAAAACCACGAGGCUCUCUUCUGUGGUCGUUGUUCGGGGAGGGAAGUGAAGAAACCCCAUCCGACCUUCCGUCUGCCCCAGGAUUCAAGCCAGUUACUUCCCAAGUCAAACUGACUAACCCAACAGAGCACCAGGUCUUGGUUACAGUCAAGGGAGCACAGGACCGCUACGUCAAGACUCAGCUUCUCUACCAAGUCAAUGAACAGAGUCUUAUCCAUAACUGGGACCUGCAGCUCAUCAGGAGCGCCAUUCCAAAUUACGAUACCAAACCAUACAAGAUAUGCGUGAACCAACUGUUGACAUUCCCAAGACUUCCCGAGAGUUUCACAUCGCCCAUCGCCUUGGCACAGGCUAAGAUUGAGACCCAAACAAAGAUCAUGCACGGUGAGGAGUGCCACGAAGAGAAGAAGAUGGAAAUCAAGGUUGCGUCGACCAAGUCGUCCGAGCAGAUGCUUAUUGAACAAGAGAGUAUCAUCCGCCAGUGGCCAGAGUUCGCUCAGUGUUCCAAAGACAGUUCCAGUCAGCUGAAAUACACCCCGGCAUGUGUCGCCCUGAUGGAGAGACUCUCACAACUCAGGUCAAUGGAAUUUGAAGUCGCCUAUAAGCCUGAAACGAUUCAAUCUUGGUUGAGGAACUACCUCCACGACUACUUGAACUACGUGCUGAGAUUCGACUACUUGCUGCCGCAGGUCAUCUUGGAGAACCGAGAGAUCGCGACGCGUGCCGCCAAUGGAACUCUCAAACUGAAAAUCGGUGUCUCUCAUGUCAAACCUUGGUUGAUGAAGCCUGCCCCAAUGUCUCCCCUCAACACCCGUCUUGAAGAAGUAGAACUCUACUCUCUGUUGAACGUUUCUCUGGUCACCCCAAGCAUGGCAAGGAACAUCACUGCACAGCUCCCAUUCCCCAUGUCAAUCUCGGCAAGAUCGUGGUGGCCCAUGCGUGCCAUGCAGUAUCUGUUCAACAACCAUCUUCCAGCAAUCUGCCGCUUGAAUGGUAACAAGGUGCGCACCUUUGACAAAGUCCAGUACGACAUCCCUCCAGUUGCAUGUGACACCCUGGUCGCCGCCGACUGUAGCCCAGACGCCCGAUUCUUGGUCACCAUCGCCACCACGCCCAACUCUGCCAUGAAGACCCUGAAGAUAUUCAUUGAAAGGCAGAGGCUGCGUAUCGUGCCAUCUGGAAAUAGCAUGCGGGUUGAGGUGAAUGGUGUGACCAAGCAAAUCAGUCCAGAACCGCUGAUCAUCAGACAAGUGCCGUCCGACACCAGCAGUCCAAUCAUCCUGAAGAUCUUCCUCGAUGGCUCGUUCGUCAAGGUCCAUGCCCCUCUAUCCCUGGUCGACGUCCACUUCACAGGACUUGAGGCAAUCGUCAAUACCUCUCCAUUCUACUUCGGCAAGACCUGUGGGCUCUGUGGUGACUUCAACGGCGAACAAACUAACGAGUUCAAAACACCAACCAAGUCCGUCCUCCAGAAGCCUGCACAUAUGGCCGUCAGCUAUCUGAUCCCUGGGCCACAGUGUGAUGCCGAGGCCAUCAAGGCGCAAUAUGGAUACGUCACUUUAUAUUCACCGAUCGGCUGCUCCAGAGUGUACAAGAAUCUUAUCAUCGACCGCCACAUCAACGAUGAGGACAAGAAAUGCUUCUCCAUCGGAGGAGUUCAGCAAUGCGUCGGCCAAUGCUCUCAACCCAUCCUCUCUGGCAAGCGGCUCGUCAGGUUCCACUGCAUUCGUGCUGAUGAGGAGGCAACCAGAAAUCUGGUCGCUGAAGUUAGCACAAGCGCUAUACCAUUGAAGAAACUCGAAACUAUGGGUGUGGACACUCAAGUCGAGGUGGACCGUGUUAGCUCAUGCGGCCCAACAUUUUAGAUUGGUUUAAGACACAGCUAUGGACAUAACUUAUUUGUGUGUGAACUGAUUUUUUUCUGAAAUCAUCCCGUGAUUUUUUGAAGGGAAGGAAAAACGGUGUGUGCAUCUAUUUUGUGCCUUGUUAUUAAAGAUACGAUAAAUUGCGAUCAUUAUGAAUCGAGCAUGUCAAAGAGGCCAUUUAAAACCAUGGGCCUUAUAUCACUUUAUUGAAAAAAGGGACUGUUAUAACAGCAAGUUAAGAACAACUAAACCCAAUACAGUUUAUAGUGUAAAUGACGUAAAUAUAUUUUAAAUUGUUGAAUGAACAUCAUGCUUGAAAGAACUUUUGAAAAGAUGACUUGGGCAAAAUUGUACAUUUCCUCUAAAAGUGACUUACAUGUAAGCCAAUACUUAAGUAAUAUGGCGAUAUUAUGUAGUUAAAGACUCUAGUUAAUUCCUAUUAUAGUCAUUCAAAUAUAUGUAUGUAGCAGUGCCAGAUACAAGUGUGACCCACACGACAAAAUGAGUCGCAUGUCGCACAGAAGCUGAGCCUAAAAUGACAUCAGGAAAUAUAUGAAGAAAUUGAUGUACUCAGUUUUCAUAAAAGGCAGACAAUAGUGAAAUGAACAACCUGUCAAGCUAGGAGCGAUAUGCAACUCAUUUUGUCGUGUCGGGUUACAAGUGUCUGGGUUAAAUGUCUUCAUUCCCUCUUUCAAAAAGGUUUCAUUUAUUCAAAUUGUGCUCUACCAAAGGAAGAGUUUGGACAUAAAAUUUCUACUGUUUAAAAAUCUUACAUUUUGUGUAGAACGUAUAUAUAAUACAACAUUUACCAUCCUGAUCGUUAACGCAGAUAUAUCGGCAUGAAUAUAUACCCGACUGUCUUACACAGUCAUUGAUGUAAUUGCAUGGAUUGUAUAUGCUAUAACCUGGUAACAGCAGUACAGCUUGUAAAACACAUGAUACAGCAGUACAGCUUGCCAAACACCUGGUAACAUCUGCUCAGUACAGUUUAUUAAACACCUGGUAACAGCAGUUAAACUUAUUAGAUACCUGGUAACAGCAGUACAGCUUGUGAAACACAUGAUACACCAGUACAGCUUGUGAAACUAACCAGAAUCUGAAAUUGUACUUCAUCGUUACAACGAAUGUCAAAUUUUAGAUCCAGAAAUCAAAGCUUUUUUUUUUAAUUUCGAAGUACCUAACCUUUGCGACAACUUUUGUCGAUUUUAAAAUAUACACUAUAUUGGCUUAUAUAUGCACACUAACAGAAUGAAGUUGGGUCAUAAUCUGUGGCAAUGCUCUCUGGUAUACAAGGUACAAAAACGGAAGGCUAAAGUUUGUCUCUGGUAGAUUGAAAUAAUCAAUUAGAAGAAGUUGUGUAUAACAUGUACCAACCAUACUGACUCCAGGACAUUCUUGCGUGUUAUGAACUGUAAUGUAGUGCUAUAUACUAUGUAAAUGUCUUUUGAGAUCAUUAAAUGCAUUUUACAAUUA
Lineus longissimus is the source of this 6610-nucleotide messenger RNA. RefSeq names its product vitellogenin-like. Gene Ontology annotation, biological process: lipid transport. The transcript has 22 exons. Gene Ontology annotation, molecular function: lipid carrier activity. The coding region runs from base 41 to 5137 and encodes 1698 amino acids. The record is from RefSeq and is a predicted model, not a curated record. Lineage: Eukaryota; Metazoa; Nemertea; Pilidiophora; Heteronemertea; Lineidae.